AUGAUCACAGAGGCGUUGGUGGUGUCCAAACCGGGCGCCCCAUUCCGGUACCAGCAAGUCGAGCUCAACGAAGCCCUCCGACCAGAUGAAGUCGCGGUACGGAUCAAAGCUACAGGGGUAUGCCAUACGGACCUGAAUUUUGCCAAAGAAGAGUCUAUGCCCGAACUGUUCCCCGCAGUGUUGGGCCACGAAGGGGCCGGAAUUGUUCAGCGUACAGGAUCUGCCGUGACCAAAGUCUCCCCGGGAGACCACGUCAUUGUCUGCUAUUCAUGCUGCGGCGAGUGUAAGUACUGUCUCCGCAAGGAGUCGUCCUACUGCGACCUGUGGUUCCAGUACAACUUCGGCGUGGGCCGACUGGACGGGUCCAAGACCUACUCGUCCCCAACGGACGGCAAACGAAUCACCUCGCACUUUUUUGGGCAGAGCAGUUUUGCCCGAGACAUUCUGGUCUCGCAGAACGGUCUGGUGCGGGUUGACAAGCAUAUACCCUUUGAGAACCUGGCGCCUUUGGGUUGCGGAUUGAUGACGGGUGCGGGAGCAAUGCUGAAUGUGAUCAAUCCGGCGCACGAUAUGACCGUCGCCGUGGUGGGAGUCGGGGCUGUGGGGCUGUCGGCCAUCAUGGCCUUGAAAUUACUCGAGUAUCCUCCGAGGAAGAUCAUUGCCGUCGACGUCGUCCCAUCCCGUCUGGAGCUGGCACGAUCGUUUGGGGCCACUCAUGGCGUCAAUUCCAAAGUCCGGCCAGAUUUGAUGUCGGUCCUGAUGGCCAUCACGCAUGGCCGCGGCGUCGAUGGCGCCAUUGAUACUACGGGCAAGCCAGAGGUUGUCAAAGCUCUUAUCCACAGCGCAGCACGGAAAGGGAAAGUCGUCACCGUUGGAGUUGGAGAGCUUUCGGCCGAAGUGUCCCACAACAUGUUUGAAAUGGUUCAGGCGGGCUGCAGCUAUAUUGGAUGCAAUCAGGGUGACUGUUACCCGCAGGACUUCCUUCCAGAACUCUUGACUGCAUGGCAGUUGGGCAAGUUCCCUUACGAUCGACUCAUUCGGACUUAUCCGGCCAAAGAUGUUGAGCGGGCCGCCCGGGAUGUGUACAGCGGCAAGACUGUCAAGGCAGUGUUACUGUGGGAUUAA
This is a messenger RNA of Exophiala dermatitidis NIH/UT8656, 1125 nucleotides long. RefSeq names its product aryl-alcohol dehydrogenase. The coding region runs from base 1 to 1125 and encodes 374 amino acids. The record is from RefSeq and is a predicted model, not a curated record. Gene Ontology annotation, molecular function: zinc ion binding; oxidoreductase activity. NCBI's taxonomy places the organism in Eukaryota, Fungi, Ascomycota, Eurotiomycetes, Chaetothyriales, Herpotrichiellaceae. The transcript has 3 exons.